GUUGCUCGUUGCUCCCGUCAGGGGGAAACCGCGAGGCUCUGGCAAUGUCCCGAAUGAAGAAAGCUGACGAGCGCCCAGCAAAGAAGCUGAGCGUCUUGUUGUGGAUGCAUUGCUGAUCUCCCGGUCUUUCCUGUUUCUUUCUCCUUUGUCAUGCGAGUGGCCCUUCGUUCAUUACACAUGCCGUACAGCGUACCGACACUCAACACACUCACUCGCUCACACACGCUCGUUACAGUCGCUCUUUUUCCUCUCGCAUGAACAAAUUUACAAGGCGACAAGGUCCCACGUCGCAUCCAACGCCUCCGCCGUUGUGUCAGCAAUCCAGUAGCUGCUGUCCGCGCAGGCCCCGUCAACGGUCACCGGGGCGUCAUCGACGAAGGGGGACCCGGCCAUCGAGACGUCUCGGGACCCGCGACUUUGGUGGAGCGCGUUCCUGCUCUGCUCGGCGCUCGUCGGGCUCGAGUCCCGAGAACCGGAAAGUAGGAUGGAACCCAGUGCCAGGGACAGGUCCCCUAUAUCCCGGCGGGUCGCACAGAAGCUGGGCAGCGACACGACCGUCCGCAUUCCGUAUCGUUCACGGAAGGAUGCAGCCCAUGCCCGGCACACCGCAGCCGCUGACCUCGAUACGGCCAUCACUGCCCGCCAUCACGACCCCGAGACUGAUCCCAAACGACACCGGACUGCCGCCGAUGCGCUGUCCCUCUCCGGCACCACCCCACCAAGCAGCCCAACCAUAACCAGUUUCCCUGCCAUCGCCAAGUCCAUGACUCCCGAGUCCACCAAGGCCGUCCGACCUCAACUUGUUCUCAUCGACUCCCGAGGCAAGGUAGCCACUAGAGACGGGGACGAUACUUCCUUUCGGAAACACAACCGUGGCAUCGGCUCCAUCGACUCCAUCCUUACGUCCACAACCUGCGUCAACACGCAGUCCGAGUGUAGCCGCGCCGAGUCACGCCUGUCCCGGGAGAUCCGCAUCGAGGUCGAGGACACUGACGGCGGCGCUCCCAUCGCACCCCCUCUGAGACCGCGGAAGCAGACAAGCAAGCUACAACUUGCCCCAUCAAGCAUCUCUGAGCGUCACUCCACCGGCAGUUGCAGCGAGAGUGAGGAUCAUGACGCUGGGGACGAGGAGGCCAGGCUGGUUGAUGAGAUCUCGUCCUUGGUCUUGAGGAACACCUUCGGCAAAGACCUGGACGACUGCGCCGCCCCGCUGCUGGUCUGGGACUGUACCUACCGUUACCUGCAAGAACUCUGGACGGCAUGCGAGGAAGGAAACCUGGGGUUCCGUCAGGCGACAUCUGGCCACGGCACUCCGUCAUCGCACUACGGUGGCACUCCGGGUUCGGCGAACAAUGAUCAACAGUUUUCCGGCCAGUAUGGGAAAGGGAAGAGGAAAGUAGAGGGUGGCGAUGAUGACGGCGGCGGGCUAGGCGGCCGAGACAACCAAGGGAAUGACGGGACGGAAGAGUCACCAGCAUCGCAGGCAUACAGCACCAAAGGGACCUUUACCCACUUCAGCUGUCCUUACCGAAAACGCAACCCUCUUCGCUUCAACGUCCGAGACCAUUACGUCUGCGCCACACAUUCCUUUGCCGACAUGUCCCAACUGAAGAAGCACAUUCGUGCCCACCAUCCUCCUGUCCAGAGGAACGCAGGGCCAUUCCCAUGCCCGCGAUGUUGCCAGGGCUUCGUGUCGAAACCCGACCUGGACUCCCAUCUGAGGCAGCCGGAUGUCUGCCGCAUCUCCUUCGACAGCGGCGGCACUGAUCCUGAAGAUGGCAUUACCCAGAAGAUUAUCUCGUCCUUGGAGGCUAGGAGCCUCAAAGCCAAGAUCGACAACUGGAUCUCGCUAUGGAAACUUCUUUUCCCAGCUGAUCAAGUCAUCCCCGAUCCAGUCUUCGUUCCGGUAAUGGAAGUCUUUGACUUCAUCGCUGAGUCCAAGAACUUCCUGAGCACACUGAAAGACCUCCUCGAAAUCCAGUACCGCCACGUUCUGGAUGGAGCGGACCAUGUGAAGAACGUCGACAUGAAGAUUCGCCAGGGUCUUGAACGGAGUGCAGGGUCUAUCUACACCUGGAUUGAGACGGUUGUGCAAGAUUGGGAGCAUCGGUUAUCCGGGACCAUGUCGCUUUUCACGAGGUCGAUCAUCAGCCAGCCCGCCACCAGUGACAGUUGGGCAUCCACCCCAAACCUCCCACCAUCCCCUGCACCUACACCCACAGUUUCGGGCGGGAGUGUCGCUGCAGCGAGCACCUUGCUUGGAUCCGAGAGCCCUGUUAGCACCACGGCUCCAGGUCCAAGGGGUCCGUCUGUCCGCAGGCGGCCUGAUCCACCACCGAAGAGGAUCAAACGACCCGAAAUCCUGCCCAAAGCUCCGCCGCCAACCCAACUACCUCUACCUAUUCAACGAGCACGAACCCCUCAGUCGCAGGCCAGGAUGACAACCAACACAUUCAGGGCACACCCAACAGUACUCCCGAGCCAGUCGAUUCCCAUCCCACCAACAACUACGCAGAAUCUCAACUCGGCUCCAUCCUACCAUACCAGUUGGGAAAAUCCGUCCGUUACAGUUACGAGCGCCUACAGUGUUGCCUACACCAGUCCCGGAGAUGUCUUUCAGCAUCCAGCCAUGGCACCGACGCAUUACCCUCCCAUGCAUCCAAGAGAGUUGGAAGUUCAGCCACCAGGAACAUACCUCGCGCCAGAACCGUCCACAGGAAGUGUAUCACCGGACGCAAUGCAGCACGACAUGGAGCCUCGUCCGCAGUCAACAGGAACCAUGCACGCAAACCGGCUUACCAUGUCGACCACACCAAGGUCCUCGCUCGCCAGCCUCAGCUGGAUCCGCGACGAAAACCGGGAUUCGAGCCAGACGCUGGUUGAAGCACACCCGCCCGGAAGAUGCCACAACCUGUACUGCCCAAGCUGCAACAAGACGUUACCCGACGACAUGGCCGCCCAGCCAUCGCCCGUGGCCAUCCAUCCUGUCACGGGCGCGCCGCAUCCAGCCCACGCUUUUCAGACGGCCGGUGCCGGACCAGGAGCUCCCUUCCAGGCGUCUCCUGAUCCGGGAGAGAUACACAACUUUGCAGACCAAAUUGAAUGGUCAUUCCAUGCCUCUGGAGGGAUGCCAGGCGCGGGGGGCAACGAUAACAUGUUUGGAGGGGGACAACACGGGCCACAGGAGGGGUACUAAGACUGCCUCGCUCACUAAUGCGACAAGACUGAUGGGAACUUGCAGCAAACAAAGAAGCCUUUUCUUGGAUACCUCAAUUGUAUACUAACAAAUACUGACAAGGAUAUCGGGCUAAUGUAAUGCUGAAACAGCAACUGCCUCGCCGGCUCAAGGUGUGGAGAGGCGUCGUUAUGUACGCAGAGCGGCGAGCAGGUGGUCAACGGCACACUGCAUGCAACGAGGUUAUGAUUGUCAUGAUAUAUUUUGUUAGGGAUUUUACUCUACGACUUCUUGGAUGGUUGCUUAGUGCUGGAGGAGACAGGCCUACAGAUAGGUGUAAUUCUAGUGUCUAUUUUACUGAGG
This is a messenger RNA of Parathielavia appendiculata, 3538 nucleotides long. RefSeq lists its product as uncharacterized. Bases 485 to 3196 code for a protein of 903 amino acids. NCBI's taxonomy places the organism in Eukaryota, Fungi, Ascomycota, Sordariomycetes, Sordariales, Chaetomiaceae. The transcript has 4 exons. The record is from RefSeq and is a predicted model, not a curated record.